UGGACCUUAUUAAGGGGAGUGGGUUUCGGAAAUGUAAUUCUUUUACGAAUUCUUUUAUUUUUUGUCCUCUCCCAUUUUCUUAUCAAAUUCUUCUUUAUGGUGUGUUCAUUGAUGGGUAGGGCUUCGAUUACACCAGUGUCCAGAAUGCGCACUCGUGAGGCAAUGUUGAGGCGUUGUGGUAGUUUGAGAGCGGCCAAAGGUGGCGGACCAUCAGGUAGAGGGAUGUUGACGGCAGCAGAUUCGUCAUCCGUUGUUUUAUGAUUGGCAGCAGGUGGUGAAGGCGGUUGAACACGUGGAUGAGUCGGCGUUGUUUCUGUUGGUGGUGGUGCUGAGGAUUCUGUAGUAGCAAUGCCAAUCGUCGGAGUAGGGUCACAUUCCAUUGUCGAGUCUGUUGUUUCUGCCUGUUGCGAUCUGUUAUCUUUUAAAGGAAUUUUAGAUUUAUCAUUAGAAAUAUUUAUAAAUUUUAAAUAACGUUGUAUAUGGACAAUGUCUUUUUGGGAAAUUUUGGACAUA
Molecule: messenger RNA, 513 nt
Organism: Meloidogyne enterolobii
Lineage: Eukaryota; Metazoa; Nematoda; Chromadorea; Rhabditida; Meloidogynidae
Source: the annotation of a GenBank genome assembly